UAACAAAAAGUAUUAAUGCUCCUCUCGAUGUUAAAAUUUUCAACCAAGAAGGUACAAAGGCAGUGGAUUCUUACAAGGUGGGAGGCAGUGCUUUCAUCCUGCAUGAUCCCUCUCUUAAAGAGCUGAGAUUAACAGAUCAGGUACAAGACCAAUGAAAGGAGAAUAUUCAAGCAUUGGUUGUCAACAGAUAUGAUGACUACUUUGUUUACCCCAACAAUAUUCCUGAAUCUAGUAAGGAUUUCAAAAACCUCCACAAAUUUUGUUGGUCAGUUAUAUCCGAUCACUCAUUUCCCUGUGGAUACCUCCUUAAAGAGGAUGACAUCAUCAGAAUUGGGGACUGAGUCCUUCAAGUCAAGAAGAUCCUUGAAGAUUCUGAAACAUCUGGAGACAUAUCCAAUCUUUAUGUAG
This is a messenger RNA of Moneuplotes crassus, 408 nucleotides long. NCBI's taxonomy places the organism in Eukaryota, Ciliophora, Spirotrichea, Euplotida, Euplotidae. The record is from the annotation of a GenBank genome assembly.